GGGGCCAACGGGACUGUUCUCUAUGAGCUGCGCGACAUCCGCCUAACUGGAAAUAUCUUUCAGAGCUCCCCACCCCGUCUACCUCGCUUUAGAUUAGCCACUUAUUCUGGCGAACUCUCUGUCCAAGCGGCAGAUUAUCCUCUCCUGGACCGAGAGGUAAUUGACGGUUUCGUAUUGGUAAUCAAGCUUUCCGAUAUAGGCACACCCUUCCGCUUAACGGGGCUACAUGAGGUAGCAGUGCGGCUGCUGGACGUGAAUGAUAACCAGCCUUUGUUCGUGGAUCCCCUUUCGGAGAUGCUGAUCGCGAAAGAUAAGGAGGACGAUGUGACUUUGUUAGAUCGCAUGCCUUGGUACUACAGCACGGAGACAACGUCCGGCUUCUGGACUCAGCUGCGAGCUUUCGAUCCAGAUCUCGGUGAAAACCGGACAACACGUUUUACUGUACUCGACAACCCCCCCUAUCACCCGCCUGUGGCAGCAGACAUGGUAUUCCUCAGCGCUACAGAUAUUUCAGUCUUCGAUGACGGCCGAAUCUGGGUGGAAGAGAAGCUUUUGAAGAGCACUGUGAAAACUGCGGUCUUUAUCCGCGUUUUAGAUGGAGGUAAACAGCGUCAACUGUUUUCUGAUGCCUGUCUUCAAAUAAAUCCGGACUUUUCAGCCCGGGAGUUUAAAACCGCAACAGCAGACGUCUCGCAUGGGCCCGAUCACUUGCGCGAUUUCAGCCGACGACAUGCCAGUCUCAACAGACAUCCCCUCAGUCUGCCGCUCAGCAAGUUGCGUCUUGCACAGUUUUUCACUUCAUAA
Dibothriocephalus latus is the source of this 804-nucleotide messenger RNA. Lineage: Eukaryota; Metazoa; Platyhelminthes; Cestoda; Diphyllobothriidea; Diphyllobothriidae. The record is from the annotation of a GenBank genome assembly.